Molecule: messenger RNA, 1171 nt
Organism: Linum tenue
Lineage: Eukaryota; Viridiplantae; Streptophyta; Magnoliopsida; Malpighiales; Linaceae
Source: the annotation of a GenBank genome assembly
UUUCCCUUCCCCCUUACAUAUAUUGCUCGCUUGUUAAGGAUUCAUAUUUCCGAGCGAAAGAGAGAAGAAGAGGCGGAGAGCAACCAAAACAGUUUUGCAGCAAUGGCGCCGAGGAAGACUCCCGUCGUUUCCAGGAACCCGCAGCUCAUCAGAGGAGUUGGCAAGUACUCCAGGUCCAAGAUGUACCAUAAGCGAGGUCUCUGGGCUAUCAAGGCCAAAAAUGGCGGUGUUUUCCCCAAGCACGAUCCUAAACCUAAGGCCGCCGCUACCCCAGUGAAGCCCUCAAAGUUCUACCCGGCCGACGAUAUCAAGAUGCCACUUCCCAACAAGCGCAAGGCUAAGCCCACCAAGCUCAGGGCUAGCAUUACUCCUGGGACUGUUCUGAUUCUCCUUGCUGGAAGGUUCAAGGGCAAGAGAGUUGUGUUCCUUAAGCAGCUAACCUCUGGGUUGCUUUUGGUUACUGGGCCAUUCAAGGUCAAUGGUGUCCCUCUCAGGCGUGUGAACCAGGCUUAUGUCAUUGGAACCUCUACCAAGGUUGAUAUCUCUGGCACCAAUGUUGACAAGUUCGAUGACAAGUACUUUGCCAAGGCUGCGGAGAAGAAGAACAAGAAGGGAGAGGGAGAGUUCUUUGAGGCAGACAAAGAGAGGAGAAGAGCGAGUUGCCACAAGACAAGAAGGAUGACCAGAAGGCUGUCGAUGCAGCAUUGCUUAAAUCGAUUGAGGCAGUGCCAGAUUUGAAGUCGUACUUGGCUGCCAGGUUCUCCUUGAAGGCGGGGAUGAAGCCUCAUGAGCUUGUUUUCUAAGCGAAGAGUAUUUUAGAAACUUAAAUCUUUUGUUGUCGGUUGGUAUUUUGGUUGGAGACACUUAUUCUAGAAAAGUUUGUACUGAGAGUUUUGAUUUUGUGAUAGACGGGCUUCGUUAAUCAAAUAUGAGUACUGGUUUUGCAAGGCCAAUCUACUCUUUCCCCAAUUCCCUAUUUGGUGGUGGUGCUUUGAUCUUGGUUAUACUCGGAUGUAGUAGUCAGUUAUUGAGCUAUUAUGCACCUCUUCUUGCGGAUGUUCUUAAUGAAGGGAUCGAGUCAAGUGACUCUGUUCAUAUGGAAUUGCAACGAUCUAGGUCAUUUGGGCUAUUGCUUACGAGCUAAAUAGAAUAACAUUGUUGCUUUUUUGAA